UCCCUCAGUAACUUUUGUCAUUUUGCAGUGUUCGGUUCGGCAAUCAAAUAUCCAGCAGAAUGUCGAGCAAAAAAAAAGGACUGGACAUUAUAUUAGCUACAGCGGAAUACGUCACCGGUACCCAGGGAUUUGAUCAAGUCUUGAGAAUGAUUAAAAUAACCGACGGCGGUGAUGGUCGCGCCGUGGGAGAGUUUACUGUGGCAAAGGAGCACUUGAACCGCCAAGGAACCCUUCACGGAGGUCUAAUGGCCACAAUUGUUGAUAUUUGCACAACAUAUGCCCUAAUGUCGAAAGGAAGUCACCCCGGCGUAACUGCUAAUUUAAAUAUCUGCUUUACAGCCCCUGCUCAUCUUGGGGAAGUAAUUCAAUUAGAUUGUAAUACUGUACGGGCUGGAAAGAAAAUGGCCUAUCUGGAUUGCCUUCUGACCCGCAAAUCGGAUGGCAAGGUCAUCGCCAAGGGCGGACAAGUCAAGUACAUUCAAUUCGACAAAAAGAAGCUCGAUUACUAAACCAAUUGUAUGGAUUUUAUGUGAAAAAAUUCGAAAUCGUUUUUUGAAUAAACUAUUUUGGAGGGA
This is a messenger RNA of Drosophila rhopaloa, 575 nucleotides long. Its product is annotated as acyl-coenzyme A thioesterase 13. Bases 60 to 509 code for a protein of 149 amino acids. The record is from RefSeq and is a predicted model, not a curated record. Gene Ontology annotation, molecular function: fatty acyl-CoA hydrolase activity. The transcript is spliced from 2 exons. Lineage: Eukaryota; Metazoa; Arthropoda; Insecta; Diptera; Drosophilidae.